GGACAUUAUAAUUGUACUAUAUGUGGAUCUAGGUUUGCUAUCUGGGGGCCAAUGAGGGGCCUCAUAGCCGGCUUUGGCCUGGGUGUGGCGGUAGGAGCCGGUGGAUGCUAUCUCUACCUGUCUGCCGUGAAGCGUCAGGAGCCGCAGCAAGUGGCUCGCGGUCUGGCUGUAGAGCACCCGGCCCUUAAGUACGGCGUCCCUGAGACCGACAUCGUACGAGCGUACGAGGGCUAUGUAGCGGCGUACGACUACCGUACACGCAACCCCAAGUGGGUGGCGGAGCACCUCACAUCCGCCUCUUGGAGCGGGGAGGCGACGAGGGAGCGCUCCGACUUCUUCCCCGACCCCGAGGUGGACCCCCGCUUCAGCGCCAAGCUGGCUGACUUCCGCGGCUCGGGAUACGACCGGGGACACAUGGCGCCCGCUGCCAACCACAAGGCCAGUCAGAAGGCCAUGGAUGAGACCUUCAGCCUAGUCAACAUCAGCCCGCAGGCCGGCAAGGGCUUCAACCGGGACUAUUGGUCGCGGUUCGAGCGCUUCGUGAAGGAGCUUACAGAUGUGGCGCGCGACGUGUACGUGGUCACGGGGCCGCUGUGGCUGCCCACCCAGCAGCAUCAGCCGCAUGCGGCGCAGGAGGGGGAGGGGCCGCGAUGGACGCUGACACACGACUGGCUAGGCAAGCCUCCCGGUCUCGUGGCAGUACCCACCCACUUCUACAAGGUCAUCCUAGCUGACGGCCGCAACAGCAGCGGCAGCGGCAACAGCAAGGGCAAAAGCAGCAGCAGCAGCGGUCGGGAGGCGCUGCGGAGCGGGUCGGUGGCGGUGGGCGCCUUUGUGUUGCCUAAUCAGCCCAUCGACCCCAAGGUGCCGCUGUCGGCGUAUGUGGUACCGCUAGAGGAUCUGGAGCAGGUUGCCGGCACUCGCUUCUUCCCCGAGCUGCUGAGUGACGCCAAGCGGCGGGCGGCGGCGGACUGCGCGGCUGCGGAGUGGCGGCAGGCGGGGCUGGCGCAGCUGAAGCCCUUCGAGCGGGUCACCAUGAAGCAGGCACUUGCAGCGCUCCCGCCUCCCGACACCGACGCCCCCGCCCCCACCGCCAAAGCAACCAAGGCAGCCGCUGCCGCUGCGGCUGCUGCUGCUAGUUCGGGGGUGGUGCACAUUUGCGAGGUCAACGCGUGCAAGCUGCCGUCCGCUGACUUCUUCCUGAGAGGGGCCGCAGCGGCGGCAGCGGGGGCCGGCGAGGAGGGGCAGCCAGCUGCUGCUGCGGCGGCGGCGGCGGCAGCACCCAAGCACCGAUAGAGGGUGGUGAACUGGUGAUGUUUACAAACAAUAAACAAACAGCUGAGACCUGGCUGAGCCGCGAGGAACCCGAGGACACGGCGUAGGAAUGACUGUGUUGUUGCAAGGGCUGUCCGUCUACGGUAUUGAGUGAUGAGGAAAGCGAUUCGAUUCCAAUGACUGCAUACAUGCAUGCAGGGGGGUGGUGGUGACUGAGAGCCGUUGGGGGCCCUUACUGACUGGGUGCCGUACUUUGACAGGAGCAAGGAGCGGAUGCUGGCCCGUAGACUUGGCUGACGGGAGGUGGUGAAGGUAGUGCUAGCUGCAGGGGUGCCAGGUUCGAGCUUUCUUGUUUAUAGCGCCGAGGUGCGGUAGCUGAGGAGAGGGGGCGAGGCGGCAGCGUGUCGCCUUGCUGGCUGGCAGCGGCACAAGUACGGCAGUGCCUCCUGGCUGGUAUGCGGGUGGGCGGUGCGUGACAAAGAGCAGAUGGCGUGACAAGUGGAGUGACAUAAUGGGACUGCCGGCAUUGCCAGGUAUAACAGUCCAGUAACAGUCCAAUAGCUGGGUGACCGGAGUCGGAGCAAGGUGGGCAAAAGUGGUUUUGCAAUGUUGCAAACCAGGUCGUGCUCCUGUGCCCUAGAGCGCAUGCAGCAUGUUCGGCGGAGGCGGAAGUAUGGCGCUAGCCCGCAAGGUAGGGUGGUAGUGUUCGCUGUACAGGCAGUGGAGGCUAGGUGUGAAGCACGGUGAUGUGGUGAAUUCGGGGUUGUAGGUGUGUCGCAAGCAACAAUUCGGUACCGGUAUUCGGUCAUGCGGCUCAGGGGCCUCCCAUGCGCACGUAGGACCACCGUAAAGAUUGCCCUCGGUCUGACCCCGGUUGAGGCGUCAGAGGGGCCCGAACACACAACAGUACCUGUAUGCAAAGCCACGGC
Molecule: messenger RNA, 2204 nt
Organism: Astrephomene gubernaculifera
Lineage: Eukaryota; Viridiplantae; Chlorophyta; Chlorophyceae; Chlamydomonadales; Astrephomenaceae
Source: the annotation of a GenBank genome assembly